AUGUUAGUUUUUAGUUUAUUGGCUGCCGUAUCUUUGAUUGCAUUAUCAUUCCAGAAGCAAUUGCCACCCAGAGAUUAUGAAAAUAACAACUAUUUUCUUGUAGAAUUAGAUACAACCACCAGUCAGAAGCCAUUGAUUGAAUUCAUUGAGAAAUACAAGCUGCACUAUACGUUUGACCAUCAGUUGCCAUUAGAUAAUUAUUAUGUGUUCAAGAUUAACAAGUCGCAUCCUCAUAAUACAUUCCUUGGAAACUUGAAUUCAGAGCACUCUACAGAAGAUGUUCAACCAUUGAUGAAGCGCGAUGUUGGGUUUGAAGAUGUAUAUGACGAUUUUAUGAGCAAUGAUGCGUUGAAAUCGAUUCAUUUACUUCCCCCCAAGAGAUUAGUUAAAAGGGAAUCUGUUCCCGUCGAUACGCACGACAUAGAAUCUAGCAGUGAAGCUAAAAACAGACCACAGAUCGAGUUGGUUAAACAGAAACUAGAAGAGGUCACAAAACGGCUAGAAAUCAAAGACCCGAUGUUUGAAAGACAAUGGCACUUGAUUAACACUUUCCAUCCUGGAAAUGACAUCAAUGUUGCUGAUAUAUGGUUAGAAGGUAAAUUCGGAAAAGGAGUAGUUAUUGCUGUGGUUGACGAUGGACUCGACAUUACAAGUGAUGAUUUACAUGAUAACUUCAAUUCCGAAGGAUCUUGGGACUUUAAUGAUAAUAGUGACUUACCACUUCCUCGCCACCCAGACGAUUAUCAUGGAACUAGAUGUGCUGGUGAAGUGGCAGCUGUCAAAAAUGACUUUUGUGGCCUUGGCGUUGCUUUUAAAUCCCAGGUUAGUGGAAUUAGAAUUCUUUCAGGCAGGUUAACCAAUGCCGAUGAAGCAUCUGCAAUGGUAUAUGGAUUGGAUACAAACGAUAUUUAUUCCUGUUCUUGGGGUCCUAUCGACGAUGGGAAAACUCUUUCUGAACCUCACCCAGUUGUUAAAAAGGCAAUGUUGAAAGGUAUCAUUGAAGGGCGUGAUUCUAAAGGAGCAUUAUAUGUGUUUGCUCUGGGUAAUGGGGGUAGAUAUGGUGAUUCAUGUAAUUUUGAUGGGUAUGCAAAUUCAAUAUAUACAAUUACGGUAGGAGCUAUUGAUUUUCAAGACCAAUACGCGCCAUAUUCGGAAACAUGUUCAGCUCUCAUGGUGGUUACAUAUUCUUCGGGAUCAGGUGAGCACAUCCACACUACCGAUCUUAAUAAGAAAUGUACAGAAGCAGACCAUGGAGGAACUUCAGCGGCAGCACCAUUAGCCAGCGGAAUUUAUGCCCUUGCUCUUUCUGUGAAUCCCGAACUCACCUGGCGUGAUAUUCAAUAUAUAAACGUGUUGUCUGCUGUUCCCGUAAAUGAAGAUGAUGGAAUCUAUCAAAUUACAUCUAUAGGAAGAAAGUAUUCUCAUCAAUAUGGGUAUGGAAAAUUGGAUGCUACUAAAUUGGUGCAUUUAGCAGAAACCUGGAAAAAUGUGAAACCUCAAGCAUGGUACUAUUCUGACGUAAUAGAAGUUCAGAAAGCCGUCACAUCCCUCAAUGAAGUUAUAAAAUCUAGCGUGGUAGUAACAGAGGAAGAUUUGAAGUUGAUGAAUGUUGCACGAGUGGAACACAUCACUGUUAAGACUAAUAUCAGAGCUACUUACAGAGGAAAAGUUGGAAUGAAGUUAACCUCACCACACGGUGUGGUUAGUUAUUUGGCAACAUAUAGACCACUAGAUGCAUCAAUGUCUGGAUUUCUUGAUUGGCAGUUCAUGUCGGUAGCUCAUUGGGGUGAAUCUGGCGUAGGUGAAUGGAAAGUAGAAGUGUAUGGUGAGACUUCUAUCACUUUUGUUGAUUGGCAAUUGCGGAUUUUUGGUGAAAGUAUUGAUGCUAGCAAAGCUACCAAAUUUGAUUUAAAAGCUGAUUAUGCUGAGAUGCGAAGGAAAUUGAAGAACGAACAGGUUUCUGCUAUGUCAGAAACACCAUCCUCGGUUUUGUCACUGACACUAAAAAGCUCAACUCUGACAAUGUCGCAAUCAGUAUCCCCAACUUCUACCUCAACAUCCAUGCCUGUAACAGCACCAAAAUAUCAUUCCUCUUCAGCAUCAAUGAUAUCAACAACCUCAACAUUUUCAAAAUUACCAAUAACAAUACUAUCAAAAUCUUCAAUAUUUCCAACAUCGACAAGACUGGCUAACUCUUCAAGGCUGUCAAUAUCUUCAAGGUUUUCGACAUUAUCGGUAUUAUCAUCGUUAUCAGUUUCAUCAACACUAAUAUUAUCAUCAGCAAUAUCAGCGCCAUCAGCAUCAUCAGUAUUAUCGUCCUCGUCUUCUGUGUUAUCGUCGAUAUCUUUCUCAUUUGCCGCGUUCUUCAUCAUCUUCAUUUUAAUUAGUUGA
Messenger RNA from Spathaspora passalidarum NRRL Y-27907, 2391 nucleotides. Its product is annotated as S8 family peptidase. Gene Ontology annotation, cellular component: Golgi membrane; trans-Golgi network. NCBI's taxonomy places the organism in Eukaryota, Fungi, Ascomycota, Pichiomycetes, Serinales, Debaryomycetaceae. The coding region runs from base 1 to 2391 and encodes 796 amino acids. The transcript has a single exon. Gene Ontology annotation, biological process: protein processing. Gene Ontology annotation, molecular function: serine-type endopeptidase activity. The record is from RefSeq and is a predicted model, not a curated record.